Amphimedon queenslandica is the source of this 816-nucleotide messenger RNA. RefSeq names its product indian hedgehog protein-like. The record is from RefSeq and is a predicted model, not a curated record. Gene Ontology annotation, biological process: smoothened signaling pathway; cell fate specification; protein autoprocessing. Gene Ontology annotation, molecular function: patched binding; calcium ion binding. NCBI's taxonomy places the organism in Eukaryota, Metazoa, Porifera, Demospongiae, Haplosclerida, Niphatidae. The transcript has a single exon. The coding region runs from base 62 to 649 and encodes 195 amino acids.
AGUUAACAAUUAUUGUUUCCCUCCGGAUGCAGUAGUGCGUACAAGAAACGGCCCAUUGCUGAUGAAAGAUAUAGAAAUUGGAAUGGAACUUUUAGCUGUGAGUUCUAACCAUAAACCAGUUUAUAGUCCAGUUAUAUCAAUGUUGGACGUUGAUGAUGACCAACUAGCAAAUUACACAAUCAUAAAGACAUCAGGUAAUCACAAGCUGACACUGACGCCAAACCACCUUGUUCAUGCAAGCAAAACAAAUGACAUCUCAUCAUCUGUACCUAUAUUCGCUUCACAAGUGAAAAAAGGUGACAAGAUGUUUAUUGCUAAAUCUCCUGAUGUUAUUGAAGCAGUUGAAGUUGUUAGCACAUCUAGCAAAGUCAUCAAGGGUGCUUAUGCUCCACUGACAAGAGAAGGUACUGUGGUUGUUGAUGAUGUUGUAGCUUCUUGCUAUGCUGUUGUUAAUGAUCAUCAAUUUGCUCAUGCCAUGUUUGGCCCAUUACGUUAUCUUUAUGAUACUUUCCAUACUUCACUUCAUAGCAAACAGAAGCAAGGGAUUGCUUGGUAUCCUUCAAUGCUCCAGUCACUAGGUCAAGUGUUCCUGGAUGACAGCAACUACAAGCCAAUGAAAGUUGAAGAUUUGAUCAAGAGCAGUGAUUAGUAGAUCUACUUUGUAGAGUGAACUUUUAAUUAUUGUUAUAGCAACUUAUUGCUACUUUUUUAACAUAAAAAUAGUUUUUGCUAUGCAUGUGGCUUUAGCUGCAUGUUUUUGCUGCAUUGAUUUUAUUAUUAUUAUCUUUUAGUUUCAUAGUUUAAUUUUAAUUUUAA